Symbiodinium sp. CCMP2592 is the source of this 2112-nucleotide messenger RNA. NCBI's taxonomy places the organism in Eukaryota, Dinophyceae, Suessiales, Symbiodiniaceae. The record is from the annotation of a GenBank genome assembly.
AUGUUCUCUGCCAUGAAGCGACCUGAAGAAGGUGGAAAAGAGCGACCUGCUAAGAAGCCUCGAACGCUGCCGCCCAUUGGAGAGGUGGCUAAGGAAGACCGUGAUGUCUUCAUGUCCCUACAAGGUUCGUCUGAGAGGGUUGGCAAGGAGUUCGAAGGCAGACAUAAUGUUGUCUUCAUCCGCAGCGGCGUAGCCACCGGCAAGACAACAUUCGCGGAGCAUUUGGCAGGUCAGUUUCCCGACAAGUACGUCAAGGUGCCCUUCACGGGUGCAGGAAAAGAAUCUGUUUGGAGGAUACGCACCAUAGAAGCUAUCGAGAAAGCCACGGACACGAACAUUGACAGAGAUGAUUUAGCCGUUGCCUUCGCGAAGUCCCUGACGCUGGCGAAAGAGAAGGAGCUGACCCUCAUCUACGACGAGGCGCACACGCUUUUUGCGUCAUCAGAUCUGUGCUCAGCGCUCUUCAAGGGCGACACAGAGCAUCGACCAAACCUUUUGCUAUUUUCAGCCUCAGGCGAUGCAUCCAGAUCCGAAAAUCUCACAGUGGCCACGCCUUCGGAAAUCACCCGAAAGUUCAUGUGGGCGCCUCCCUUAAUCUACACGAACGAGCUGGGGACUCAACUGGAGGCAGCCGGUGUGCGGCUAGAUCAACAGAGCAUCGAGUUCUUCAUCCUUUUUUCUGGUGGACAUCGUGGCAUCUUCAUGGCAGCAAUGCAUUGGGUGCACAGUAAGCAGAACGCUGAUGAAAGUUGGGACUUUGAGGAGACUGUGGCGCGUGUGCGCAGGAGCUACGGCACGGGGGAUUGGAAUUGUGCUGACACAGAGAUUCUAGCGUUUGUGAGAAAGAGCCGUGCAGUGCGUGUCAAUGGUCGGUUCACCGCUGUUCAACACAUUCCUCACCAGUUUGCGGAGCUGCUGUGCAAAGGGGCAACCAGCAUCGCAAAAGCAGACGUUCGAAGAGAGCUCUCUAUCAACGGCUUUGUACUUCCCCAACAUGACAAAGGCAGUGAGGAAGAGUUCCAACCCCUGGAUUGGAACAACGCGCACAUGAAAUACCAAGUGGCAAACCCUCUGCUGGCUUCGUACUACCGCUUCACUCUGGAGAAACAUUGUAGCUUGGAAGUUGGAUUUGAAGCGAGCAAGCCACGAGACUGUGCAGAUUUAUUGAUGCGAGCCCUGCCCUACAUGUUCUUUGCCCAAGUGGUGUGUUCCUCAUUGUCAAAAGAGCUGCUACCCUACGAAGGACAGUACAACAAGUGCUUUCAGUCAAGCCUGAUGAGGACAUUGAGCGAUGGCAACUACAGUGCCUUCGAAUUCCUCAGCUCAAGUCCUGGUGAAGGAAAACCCGAUUGCGCUGUGCAGAUCGAGGAGGAGACGUUUGUUUUGGAGGGUGUGAUGCAUGUCCGCGGGCAGGCAGAUAUCACGAAGCACCGUCAGCGCUUCGACGACAUGUGCAACUACAAGAACGCCAAGCACAAGGGCUUAUACAUCAUCGGCAACAACAAUGAGAAGAUGCUCGAGACCGUGAGGAAGACUGAAGGAGACGAUGUCCAAAUCAUAGGCUUGGUCCCCAACAUCGCCCACACCGCCUACACCGUUCACGUGAAGAGCAAGGGCAUCGAACACAUCAGCACCUUCAGGGUGGACUGCGACCUCGUGGCAAGGAGGUUGGUGCUCAAAGACGAUGGUGAGCCUGAGCUCUACAGCGUCCAAUCGCUGAAGAGCGUCAACCUGUCUCCAAAAGCUCAGAGCAGCCCAUCUGCCGGACCUGCAGGCACGACCUCCUCAUCCGUCGUCUGGGUGAGGGAGCUGGCCCGGAAGGAUGGGACGGUCACCGCCAAGUCUCGUCAAGACCCUGAGGGCGAGGAUGAGCUCGAGCCGGCGUUUCAGGUGAAGUCCCCUCAGGACUACCCGGACCUCAAUAAUGCGGACGACUUGAAGAAAGCCAUCAAGCAGAUGAACCCCGAUCUCAAGGACAUCGCUCCAAGGCAUAUCGACAUCUACUUGCAAGAAGCUGGAGCGUGGCGACGCAUCAAAGACGAAUCGGAAGUCCUGCGUCGGGACACCACCAGGCUAGACUGCUACGGCUUUUUGCCGUGGCAGCGAACUUGA